AUGGGGAAAUCGAAAAAAGGAGAAGAAGUUGAUGCGAAAUGUUCUAUUGAGGAUGAUGUUCCUUUGACAACGACUUUAUUGAACUUAAGAAACAAAAAGAAGAAAGAGAAAGAAAUUACACCAACAAUUGAUGCGGAUUUGUUGGAAGAUAUCAACAAAGAAGUUUCAGAAACAGAAGAAGAAGAAGAGAGCGAACUUUCCAAACAAAGGAAAGCAUUGCAAGAACAACAGAAGAUGGUGCAAGCACUUCAGGAAAAGCUGCUACAACAGGAAAAGCAGCUGGAUCUGAUUGAACAAAAAAAGAAGGGUGGAGAAGGACAAAAAAAUUCCAGCAAAGAUCCUGAAAAGCAGGAAGAAACUGAAAAGAAAGAGCAUGAAGUAAAAGUGCAUGAAGAAGUGAAAGAACCUGAAAAAGAGGAGGCCGAGGUAAAAGUUCCAGAAGAGCUGGAUGAACCAGAAAGAAAAGAAAAGAAAACGAACUUAAAAAUUACUUUGAGAAAGAAAAAAGACGGAGAAGAAGCUGGUGAGGAACCUGAAAAAGCAAAGGGGAAGUCUAGGAAAUCAAUACCAAACAGGAAAAGGACAAGAAGUCAAUUGCUGAAAGAAGAAUUUCCCGAUCUUAUCAAAGAGGUAAAGCAGGAAUUGGAAGAGGCACAUAAGAAGAAGAGCUUGUUGCCUGCUGAGAAAAUUUCAACAAAAAAAGUUGCACCAAAUGCUAAGAAGGGGAAUGGAGUUACUUUGAAAAAGACUGCAGCACUUAAGAGGGGUAGCAGAGUUAAUCAGAUAGUUGUGAGGGAGGUUUAUGAAGACGAGGAAGAUGAAGAAGGAGGUGAAGAAGAAGGUGAAGAAGUAGAAGAGGAAAGUGAACCCUUAAUGAAGAAGGGGAAAAAAGUAGUUGAGAAGAGAGCAACAAGAAGUAAACAAAUUGUUGUUUCUGAUGAGGUCAUGGAGGUGGUGGAUGAUGAGAAACCAAAAUCUUUGGUUGUUGCCAAACCAAAACCUGAAGAAAGGAAACUAAAUCUAAGGCAAACUCCGCAAUUGAUGAUGCGAUUCUUGAGGGGAAUUGCAUCUAAUGAACCAGAUGAUAUAAGAAAACAACAAGCCAUCGUGGAGUUAGACUUUGGAUCUCUUCUGCAACUUGACAUCCCACAAAACGAAAAUCCAUUCCCGUACGAGUUGGUUAGGAAUUUCAACUCGUCUGACCGGUCCUUGCAUCUACCAAAUUCUUCCCUUGAUAUUACUGUAGAGGAUGUAUACCUGGUGUACGGUAUACCUAUUGGAGGAGCUCCGGUCGUGGAAUGGACUGAUGAACAAGAUCCUGAAGUUUUGAGGGUUUUUGCUGAAUUUUGGGCAUACUGA
Messenger RNA from Spinacia oleracea (spinach), 1359 nucleotides. RefSeq lists its product as uncharacterized. The record is from RefSeq and is a predicted model, not a curated record. The coding region runs from base 1 to 1359 and encodes 452 amino acids. The transcript is spliced from 7 exons. NCBI's taxonomy places the organism in Eukaryota, Viridiplantae, Streptophyta, Magnoliopsida, Caryophyllales, Amaranthaceae.